Messenger RNA from Triticum urartu, 549 nucleotides. NCBI's taxonomy places the organism in Eukaryota, Viridiplantae, Streptophyta, Magnoliopsida, Poales, Poaceae. The record is from RefSeq and is a predicted model, not a curated record.
CACUCUCCCUCGUCUCUCCCCUCUCGCUCCUGAUCUGGAUCGGGAAGGGGAGGAACGAGCGCCCUCAUGCCCGAACCCCCCCCCUCUCGCAGCCUCUCUCUCUCGCUCCCCAAUCCCACUCCCUCUCGAUCUCCUGCGCCCACCUCCGUCGCGGCAGAGCCCUCCGCCAUCGAUACCUCACCAUACACGGCCGCCCGUCGCUGCUCCCAGUGGCCUGGCGAGCCUCCCCGCGUCGUCACCGCCAGCGCCCCCGUGUUGUCCCGCAAGCAUCACCACCGACCGCUGCCCCUGCAACACGCCCCUGUCGCCAGUGUCGUGGCUGCUCCACGGAUCCCUUGGCCGCGCCCGGCCGGCGCCUGCCAGCGCGCGCUCGCCCAAGCCGCCGACACCGCCACUGUCGUGCCGCUGCUAUGGCGCCAUGCUGGCCUCCCCGAGCUUCUCGUCGACCACCCCAACAACUCCGAGACCGCUGCCGAUGUCCGUGUGUUCGACUACAUUGAAGAUGACCCUCCUUCUUGCCAGAUUACAGAUGCUUGUGAUAGGGGUUAA